This is a messenger RNA of Rhagoletis pomonella (apple maggot), 2539 nucleotides long. RefSeq lists its product as uncharacterized. The record is from RefSeq and is a predicted model, not a curated record. NCBI's taxonomy places the organism in Eukaryota, Metazoa, Arthropoda, Insecta, Diptera, Tephritidae. The transcript is spliced from 6 exons. Bases 646 to 1626 code for a protein of 326 amino acids.
CUGACACUGGAUCGUAGCCGUACAUACGCAAUAUGAAUUUUUUAUUAAAAUAAAAGAAGUACUUAAAUGGGAAUACAAAUUUUGUAUAAAUGGACGUAUAAGUAAUUUCUGCCCAACAUUCAUUUAACAAGACUAUUUUGCCCAAAACUGAUUUUCCAGAGAAACGUUAAAUGUAGCCAAGUCUAAGCAAGCAGAUCCUUUGCAAAUUUCCAGAAUUCAAGUGAUAUAUAAAUAUUUUAUGCCGCACAUAAAUAUCAUCAAAUACCUAAAUAAACUGUCUAUGGGUGGACGUACUACUUUGUAUAAUAACUUCUACACACUUAUCGGCCCACAUACAUAAAUACAUUAUAUCCGUUUUCUCAGUUUAAGGCGAGUUGACAUCUGCUCCAACGCUGCUCACAGAAAGCAUUAAGCAAACAAAAGCAAAGCAGAAAAAGCCAGAAAGGAAAACAAUGUCAAACACAAAAAAAAAUCCAUAUAUUUAGUAUAGGGUAAGCAAAAAAAAUUCAUAUCAAAACAAAUACACAAAAACAUGAAAUUGUUGCCGGUUAAUGUUCAUUGGUUGGAAUGUGUGUAAACGCGCGCUAAGCGGGAAAAAAGUGGCGCGACAAAAACCGUAAAAGUAUUUAAGUCUGCAAUGGAUUUAUGCUGAUUGCACGGGAUUACUGCGUAAAUUGGAAAGGAUUCAACAUGAAUUCCAUUCAAUUCUUUAUCGCCGCACUUUUGGCAACUAUCGACAUACACAUGAAUCAGGCGCUCUACCUCUCAAACCUCUCCGUCCCGCGAAUAAUCGAUGCCGCACAAAGAGCCAAAUUAUUUUGCAGUUAUGAAAUGGGUAAUCGCACACUCAAUUCAGUUAAAUGGUACAAAGACGGACAAGAGUUUUUCAGAUACUCACCGUUGACUCCGCCGACUACAAAUUGGUUUCCCGUCAAAGGUGUCACCAUAGCUGAUGGCUCAUCGCACUGCAAUCAAUUCAUCUGCAAUGUCGAACUGGAGAAACUCAAUGUCCAUUCGUCCGGUUCAUAUCGUUGCGAGGUAUCCGGUGAUGCGCCCGAAUUUAAAUUGAUCGAUAAAACAGCCAAUAUGACAGUGGGUGUUUUACCCAAAUUCGAUCCGUUCAUCAGCGGCAUUGUGCAUCCGUACCGAUAUGGGGAUUUUCUGGCAGUUAACUGCAGUUCAGAGUGGUCAAAUCCCGCCGCAACACUUACGUGGUACAUCAACAACAAAACGGCACCACUUAACAGCCUACAGCCGCAAGUCAAUGAAAUCACACGCAACACAGCCGGUUUCAUGCUAUAUGCCAGCUCAUUGCAGCUCCGUGUACACAUCGAUGACCCACGUUUCAUAUCAAAAAGUGAAAUUCUUGAAUUGAGAUGCGUGGCGGAUAUUAUGGGCAUGUCGAAUGUGCGACGUGAAAGUAAGGUGCGCGCAACAAUUUUGGCGCUACGUGAUGCAGGACACAAACAACGACUAUUAGGGCAAAGCAAUGAUGGUGAGACGAAAUCUGGAAGUAGUAGUUGUGAGAGUGAAGGCUUUUUGCACUACUACAUUUUCUGGCUAUGUUUCCUAUUGUUUUUGAGUUGGCCACUGCAGCUGCGACGAUCCGACUGUCAUUGGAGUUAGCUACUUACAAAGGCGACAGUGGAACCGUGCCAACCUAGAGCAUAGAUGUAACUUAGUAAAUUUAUGGCUUUUAAAAAAUCUAGAAAAAUCAGUGCAAAAACAAUGGCAUACGAACGUACAUACAUACAUAUUCGCACAGCAUUUAAAUGACAUUGCAUGAGUAAAAAUAAAUAAAAUAAAUAAAAAUGCAGAAGAAAACCUACAUACAUACAUUGAUGAAAACAAACAUUGAUGGAAACAAAAUACUCGCACAGAAUUUAAAUACAUUAAGGCUUAGUGGCACCAUAAUGAACGCAUGAAAAUAGCUCCACAUACAUAUAUCACUCUUUCACACGCACACACACACACACACACACACACAUACCUAUUCAGAUAAAAAGUAAAUCACUACAAAUGUUGACUGAAAACUGGAAGUAUUCAAAAGAAACUUGAAGCAGAAAUUUAAAAGAUAAAUCCAUAGCUUCGAUAAAGAACAAAAACACAAAACUCAUUACAUAGGACAUAAGCCAAAGAUAAAUGAAAUGUUUUAGUCUGUAAAAUGGGCAAACUACAUACUUAGCAUCGGUAAGACAAUAGGCCAUAAAAACAAAAAACUUAAAUUUAAAAGUUUAACACUGUAUGCGCAUUCCUUAAAUGUAGUAGACUACUAAAACAGAUCGGCUCUAACUAAAGCUCCAGCAUGCAGAGAGUAAGCUCCUGCUUCAUUCUUUUCAAGUGACUUUUUUUUUUUAAUUCGUAUUUCGCUCAGGAACUUUCUCUCUGCGCGCAUAAACGAGAUAUUUUGUAAAUAGUUAUGACUAAGUGCUUAUUGUUUAAUUUCCAUAUGACUAAAUAUGAGAGGGUUAAAUUUGUUUUAAAUGUUAAUUAUGUAUUUAUGCCUCAAACGAUUAGUUAAGUCAUUUAUCGAUAUAGU